Molecule: messenger RNA, 1198 nt
Organism: Rhodamnia argentea
Lineage: Eukaryota; Viridiplantae; Streptophyta; Magnoliopsida; Myrtales; Myrtaceae
Product: probable aquaporin PIP1-4
Exons: 5
Coding region: 34-897 (287 amino acids)
Biological process (GO): transmembrane transport; response to water deprivation
Cellular component (GO): vacuole; plasma membrane; plasmodesma
Molecular function (GO): water channel activity
Source: RefSeq, a predicted model, not a curated record
AGAGAGAGAGAGAGGGGGGGAGGGAAGAAGAAGAUGGAGGGAAGAGAAGAGGACGUGAGGGUAGGAGCCAACAAGUUCGGGGAGAGGCAGCCGAUCGGGACUGCGGCACAGACCCAGGAUGGGAAGGACUACAGGGAGCCGCUGCCCGCGCCGCUGUUCGAGCCCAGUGAGCUCACUUCCUGGUCGUUCUACAGGGCUGGGAUCGCGGAGUUCGUGGCCACAUUCCUGUUUCUGUACAUCACGCUGUUGACGGUGAUGGGGGUGGUCAGGUCGCCCACCAAGUGCGCGUCCGUGGGGAUUCAGGGGAUCGCCUGGGCCUUCGGCGGCAUGAUCUUCGCGCUCGUCUACUGCACCGCCGGCAUUUCGGGAGGCCACAUAAACCCCGCGGUGACCUUCGGGCUGCUGCUGGCGAGGAAGCUGUCGUUGACGAGAGCGGUCUUCUACAUGGUGAUGCAGUGUCUCGGAGCUAUUUGCGGCGCCGGCGUGGUCAAGGCAUUCCAAAAGACCCAGUACGAGUUGCACAACGGCGGCGCCAAUAUGGUCAGUGCCGGCUACUCCAAGGGCGAUGGCCUCGGUGCCGAGAUCGUCGGCACCUUCGUCCUCGUCUACACCGUCUUCUCCGCUACCGACGCCAAGCGAAGUGCCCGAGACUCCCACGUUCCUAUUUUGGCACCCCUGCCUAUCGGGUUCGCGGUGUUCUUGGUGCACUUGGCCACCAUCCCCAUAACGGGAACCGGCAUCAACCCUGCUCGGAGCCUCGGUGCUGCGAUCAUCUACAACAAAGACCUUGGCUGGGAUGACCACUGGAUAUUCUGGGUCGGACCAUUCAUCGGAGCGGCGCUGGCGGCUCUGUACCACCAGGUGGUGAUAAGGGCCAUCCCCUUCAAAGCCAGCUGAACAAAGAGAAACAAGACAUGGUUUCCCCGACCGCGAGAGCAAAGAACAACGUGGGAAAAAAAGUUUGAUGGUCCCGGAUCGUGGGAGAUGAUGAAAGCAUGCAUGGUCCAAGUUUUUAUGUUAUCGCUUCAGUGUUUUUUUUAGCCCUAAAGUUCGAAUCUCUCUCUCUGGUUUUUAGUCGGAGAGAAAAUGGUGUGGUGCGGAGGGGCCAUGGAUGUGAAGAUGAUGAUGGGCUUUCGUGCGUAUGGUUAUGUCUUGUCAUGUUUGUCUAUGCAAAAGUAGAAGAUGAUCUUUGCUUUUU